GUGCACACGCUUCUGGUGGAGGGCGCUCCCGAUGCGCAUUGGCGCUUUACGCAACGGGGGGAAAAUAAUUAUACAAAUCAUCGGCAGAUCAUGGGAUGUGUGGCAAAGUACACAAUGGGGCCGAAGGGUCCACCGAACGAAGGGGGGGUGGGGUGUACCUUGUACCGAAUUUUGCGCAAAUGGUUAAUAUUGUGGCGCGAAUGGAGCGCAAAAGGAUUGUUUAUAAUAUGCAUUAAUUUAAUUGGCACUGUAAAAACCCACACGCUUUGCCUGGGGGCCGUUCCAGUUCCAUGUGGCAAGCACACAGCGCGCGCAGCCGUCCUUGUUCCUCCCCCUUGGGGUGCGUAAUCUAAACAAGCGACGUGCAUAAUCGACCGCGGCUGCGUCUAUAGCAGCACCGAGGCUUAAAUGCUGCAGCAAUUACGCAAUCGAAUGUUCCUCCUUCUGCGUUGCGUCACGCGUGGAACACAACCUUUUCUUUCCCUCUCACUCUCUCUCUCUCUCUGACCUGUGCUGGCUGCACACAGGAGUGUAUUUACUUAUAAGGAGGUUAGAGGGGAGGAGGAGACGAUGUUCUUUUAAAGCAAAACAUCUUGCGAUAUUGGUAUUGCUGAAAGGUUACAUACUCCAGCGUGAAGAAUCUUAGACUCGCAAAAAAAAGAAAAAAGCUCAACUAGGAAGAGUGAUUUUAUUUUUUAAAUUAGGAUUCUAUUUUUAAUCAAUUUUGCGUGCUUAAGAAAGAAAUUUGCGAUGUGCAAAGCUGUUAAAAAAAUAAAUCAAAAUUAUUUUAAUUUUUAUAACUAGAGUUUGCAUAACUUCAGGCGCUUAUUACCACGCCAAAAUAUAAAUCAAUUUGAAAAACAAAUUUGUACAUUAUUUUUAUUAAAUUACAUUGCUCAUUUUCCGCCCCAUCAUCAAAUGGGCCAUUUUGUUUACUCCGCAAUCCGUUCACUUCUCUAUUUCUCUGCGUUCUCAGUUGGCAAACAAACAAAAACUCAACCCGAAAAAGAUGUGCUUUUGCGCAUGAAGUGUUCGCGUGUAGCCAUGCCGCCCGGGCCCCAACCCGUGAUCACACUUUCCGGCCGGUUGGGGGGCGGCUGGGGCAAGGUCACAAUCUCGCUUGUGACCACCACCGCAGAGGAGGUCUCUCUUUCGCUCCCCGCCAAGCGCGCUCCUUCCUUCGAUGGGUUGCGACUCUUUAUGGGCAUCUUGAUCGGGGGGCCCAAGAAAACACCGUGCUGCGAGCUGCUUUCCGCUCGGAUCGUGAAGUUUGCAAUGGUUUGUUUCAUCGGCUCUUGCGAGCAAUAGGUGGGAGGGUAACGACGACCGACCGGUUUUUCGGUUGCAUGGACCGUCGAGAUCGUUUUCAAACGAUCCUCGUCCACGGGAACCUGUUCGAUCGCGACUUUGCACACACAGCCGCACAGCAUAUGCACCAAAGGGGAUGAUGUGUACGAUGGUGUGCAAUCGAGCAUAAAUGUGUGUAUCUUCCCCUCGUGGUUGGUGGUUGUUCCGGGGUUGAGAGCGAAAACGCGUCCGUGUGGGAACGCGGGUGGAUCGACGUGUAUGUUGUUCCCCUUGAUUGGUCGUCCGGAACCACUCGCCAACCCGAACCCGUGCACUGGGAAACGAUUGUGUCAACUUGGGUUGGGACGGGUUGCCCGGAGUGGUUAGAGAGCAACAAAUGGUCCAACUACAAUUGGAAACCGGGCGCGCGCGCUCGCUCUGUGUUUGAACUUGAACUGGCCACCCCGAUGGAUGGCGGUGGGACGCUACAAAGACACUCCAUUAGCUGUGUCACAAACGGUUUUUGUUGUUGUGUGUGUGACAAAACUGUGUCCGACAGUUCGUUAAGGUUUGCUGCGCAUUAUUGUUGUGGCCAGCGGCUUUCGGUCUCGAUUAAUUGGGUGGCGCAUUUUUACAAAUAACGAAAUUAAUUAUACAUCUAGAGUGACACGAUUUUUUUGAAGCAGUUUAUUGUGUUUAAAAGUAACAGUCUACAAACAUUUGUCAUUUUUCAAAGUUAAACUCCACUAAUUGAUUGCUCGAUUGCCGUUUUGAUGAACGGUUUGCGAAUGUGUUUGAAAAAUUCCACCUAAACAAACAAUGGACUGCUGGCAUUCUUCUUGUAGGUUCACACAAUUAAAAAGGAAUUUUGCUUAGAUUUGGCAGUGCUUUGAGCGAAGUAUCUUCCUGUGAUUAACAAUUCAGCUGAAAAGACACUGCUUCUGCAAAAGGUCAUUUCAGUAAGAGCAAAACCGAAGAAGAUAUUAAAAAUGAGGAAAUAAUUUAACUUUGAAAACCUUCAGCAAAAGGUCAUGACUUUUGAUUCACCGUUGGAUGUGCCCAAAAAGUGACCAAAAAUUAUGGGUUUCUCCUUCUACUCAAAAGUCUCUUUUUUUCAGGCAAUCUUCCCCUUUUGGAGGGAGUUAAAUGCACGCUCAGAACAUGGUUUAUUGAGCUUUAAGCAAUGUACAAUCGAGGCACCACUUUUGCAUGUCGUUGCCGUGGCCACGCAAGUGGCAAAAGGGGAAAGUUACAUCACGAUCACUGCUGACCACACAGUGCCGUCUCCGUCUUUGUAAUCAAACCCGCGCACAAUACACUUUCACCAUUGACCCCUUGUGGCAAGCACCAGCAGCAGCAGCGGCGUAUAGUGCAGACAUUAACAUAGCUUCUGCUGUUCGGUCGGAUCGCCCGGAACGGAACCGGAAUAAAACAUUCCAACCGACCCGGAUAUGCAAUGUGACCCUUUCCCCUGGCACAAAAGCCGGCGAGGAAUGUUUUAAUCGACAAAACGACGAUGGUUUUUUUUCUGCUGCCGUUUUCAUGGCCUAAACAGCAUUUGGAAGGUGUUAAAAAGAGAUGGGAUGAAAUUAUCCAACGGAAUUGGGGUUAUUACACCUGAGAAGGGUUUGAAUAGUUUUCCGUUUCCUCGGUCCUGCUUGACGUUGAGCUUUCGGUUGUCGGCGACGAAGGGCUUGCUCUCCGUACCUCCGAAUCACUUUCCCUUUUUUGCUGACGCCUAAACACUAGACUCCUUCUGCCACGGGUUCGUCGCUUGUACGUUUCUAGGCAUACAAAGCGAGAUCAAGAUCGUGCACCACGGCGAUGAUGUCUGCAAUUUGUCGCAGCUACCCUCCGCCCCUGUUAAGUACAGAUGUGGAGGGGGGGGGAGGCUUGGGGUAGCAUUUGAAACCAUCAUCCCGUACCCGUAAGCCGCCCCGGGCCAUUUUCCAUUCACCGGGAAAUGGUGAAUUAAUGGUGUGCAGCGAAACGACUCCCCACAAAUGCACCAAUGACAAUCGACGAUGAUCGUCGCCUGUGGGCUUUUCUUCUGCACCAAUCUCCCUCUAAUGCCAUCGCUCCCUUCGCCCGGGCCAUUCGUCAUGACUGCUUUCCAGCUUUUCCAGUCAAACCAAACCACACAAAAAAGUUUGACGCCGAGUUAGGAGUGAAGGAGAAAGUAGCCGCGUGUGUGUGUGUGUGCGUGGCAUCAUCAGCGCUCAGUUCAGCUGCAAUAAUGCCAUCGCCAUUCGUGUCGCUUGCUGCCACCGCGUGCCUAGUGUCGGAUGUCAUCAUUCAAAGCUCGCUUGCUUCCUUGUGCGCCGCUGCUGUGGAGUGAAGAAAGCUUUUCCCAUUUUUGGGGGAAAAGUAACCAGUGUCGUUGACAAUUGCGCUACGACGCAGUUGGAAGUAGCAGCAAGUUUGUAACUCUUUUCUUUGUACCUGUACACCCCGGAGAAGAAGGUGUCCGUUCGCCUUUUUUUUUUGGUGGCGUUGAUGGCGGUUACACUACUUGCGCCAUAAAACACUCAGCUACAGCUCUUUCCUAUCUUGAACAUGUCCGGUCCGGCGUGCUGCAUGUGUCCAAAUGUGGCCCCACAGUUACGUAAACGGAUAUGAGGGCUCAUCAACACCGAACGCCGCCGCUCCAUCUCCUUUCGUGCGGGGUAUCACGUGCAUAUCAACUCUACCAACGCCACUGCUGCUGAAUCGGAAGCGUUUAGUUGCGUACAUGACACUGUUUCACUUUCCAUUUCGAUUAAUUACCGAGCGUAAAUGGACCCAGGGGGUGGUGAAGGCGAUAGUAAUAGUAGCAGUAGUAGUAGUAGUUGUAGUAGUCGACGAAGCUCUGUUCGGUUGGGGUAUUAGUCCAUUUGCGCUGUUGAGCGAUGACGGGGGGAGAGAUAAUGAUAGGCUGUCCAAAUAAUGCGACGCUACAUUUCUCAUCCGGUUGUUGGCGGAACACAUUGAGGUUUGACUUGUGGUGGGUUGGGUACUGAUACCCGUCAGCUGAUUCCGUGUAAUCGUGCGUGCGUACGUGCCCUCUUGGCGAGGAGUUGAAGUCGUGCAAUUAGAAUUAGCCAUUAGGAAGCGAAACACCCGCUCAUCGAGGCAAACGGAAGAAUUUGAAGGUCUUCCUAUUUUAUAGUCGAUGUCUUUGGCCGGCAGGGGUCGACAAAGUCCGGUGGGUGAUAAGUAUUUUGCAACUCGAUUGUUCUUGCUUCUUAAACAGUAAAGUUAUGAUGACUACUUUUGCAGGACAACAGUUUUUCAAUUAAAUCUUCAUUUAAGAGGAUUUCGAGAGGACAGAUGACGUGCAAAAAUGUUAUAGAAUGAAAUUUCUCGCAAAAGCAGUAAACAGGCUUGUAGAGAAAAGAAACUCAUGAAUCUUCCAUUGUAAUUUGCAAGAUUAGUGAAACUAACUUCUUAGUAAUAAUAGCUCUCGCAAAUAACUCUUCCGGUGGUGUUUUUCAUUAGCUAAAGCCAGAAGUGUACUAAAGAUGCCAUUUUUGUUUAACAAUGCUAAAUAAUCUUAUGGGAAUAAAAGUUCCUUUUUCAAAAAUGCACCUUAGGCUCUUCAUUUCUUUCAAUCUGAUUCUUUUUCUGAAAAAUUGUGCCGAUUCCUAUCUUGAGUGAUGCAAUUUCAAACGUUCACAGGAUGUUCGUUGCUUGAACUCUUAUCGAUAUGGUGUCAUGCGGACAUUGGAUACUUUCAAUGCUCUUCUUAUUAUCUUGAUCAAUGUCUCUUACACGGUAACCAAAUAGCGUUUUUUUCUGUGAAUUUUGUAGAAGUUCUAGCCGUUUCGACCAUCGAAUUGAUAAACAAACUGCUGAUUAAAGGUUUUAUUAUAGUCGUAACAAAAUUGAAGGCUUUAAAAUUUGAGACAUUAAACAAAACCACGCCACGCGGAACUUCUAAUCUAGUUAACGAGUGUAAUUACUCAGCACAUAUUUGUGUUGUUAUGCCAAGCACGCUAAUCAGUUAAUCAGGCAUUAGUUCCUCCCUAUCGCUCUCGUAACUAGGUAUUCUGCAAAAUUUGUGUUCAAUAGUGUGUUUUGCGCUCUGCGUGUGGCUCCUUUUUCUCCCCCUUCAACCCAAUGAUUGAUAACCUUUUCGUGAGGGUAUCGCUUGGCACUGACUAAAAUUGCCGAAUAAGCGGCGCUAUGCUUGAAUGUUUGAAGGACUUUUGUGGAGGAGCUGCAGCAGAGCAAAGAACUUCACAAAACUUCACGAAACAACACUCCACUGGUACCAUCCGGGGCAAAUGAUGGACAAACAUGCACUGUCAAAAUUUAUAACCCAGCACUAAAGGUUGGCGUUGCUCCGGUCUUCCUAGGUCACUGGAUAGGGUGAGCAAUGCACUCGAACUUGAAGUUUCCUUGGAACUUCUGGCAAAUGCAGUACUUUUUGUUUGGUGCAGUGUUUCUCCCUUCAUGCAGACAUUUUCACCUGACGCGCGGGAUGUCAUAAUAUUUGGACACUUUUUCACAUGCAAACACAAAACGCAUAAGUUACCCACUUUCGUCGCGAUGAGUUUGAUAAUGAAAAUUGUAGCCACCGAAAAUGGUGGAUUCGUUUGCAAUCUUUCCUUUAGGUGAGGUGCGUCCGUAAGCUUGAGACGUUGUUUUGUUACUGGAGCGGUGGCACAAGCCAAAAAGAAGACACCUAUGCCUCCUUGCUCGCUGUCCGAAAGUGUUUUACUACACUCGCAAAGGGUGUUGUGCGGGAAUUCCACGACAGGUCCGUUACUGAUCGUGUACAACGCUUCCCUUGCGCAGUUUCUGUUAUCUAGCACGCACCAGCUACGGUGGCGUACGCGCCCAAUGUUUUGCAGGCUCUUAUCACGCCCCGAAAUGAAAAUGUUUUUAGUGAGUAUAUACAAACAUGAGAGUUAUCACAUAAUCGUGGUUGUAAGGUUUUUCGUGAGUUUUGCGCAAAAUGCACGAAGGAUGCAGAGAUUUUGAUAUAAAGUGAAAUGUUGACCCUGGUUAGUGGUCAGAGUUCGUUGAAGUUGCAGUCACAAUGGAGUCCAAUGUCUGGAUGUCGCGUUCGUUUCACCUGCUGCUAGUGCUGGUCUGUAGUCUAGCCAGUCUGGCAUCAGCCCGCCAUGCCUACGGUCCAAAAUGUUGUCCACCGAAUGAGGUACUGCUAUGGUGUCCACCCGUCUGUGAACCAACCUGCGACAACGACUGUGUGCCCACGCCGAGCGGAGUUCCAAUGGAAACCUGCGUCUGCAAACCAGGCUUCGUCCGACAUCAGGGUCGCUGUAUUGAGAAGUGCGAAUGUCCGGCACCGUGCCCACCACCAACGGAACCUCCAACAGAGUGUCCUCCAGUGGAGAUGACUCCAAAACCCUGUGGCCGUACGUUUUACGGCGUGAGCCGCAAUGAAGAGGUCGUACCAUCGUCGUUCAAACCUGUACCGUACUUCCAACAGACUGCACACUAUUCCUCCCAACCACGUCCAUUCGUACAUCCUAGCCCGUACUCCAUGAUGUCUCAGUCGCAGAACCUUUCGCAAAGCUCCAACUAUCUCUACCGGCCGGUGCGACCGUGUCCACCGAAAAGGGACCCCCCAACCACGGUAUCACCGUUCGACGUGUGUCCACCGAACGAGAUACAGCAGCCAUCGCCGAUCUGCUGUGAGGAGACGUGCACGACCAACUGUGCCGCUGUGCUCUGUCCGGCUCAGCCUCCGACGGGUCCGCUGGUGUGUACCUGCGACAGUGGCUUCGUGCGGCACGAGGGUCGCUGUAUCAAGCGGGAGGAGUGUCCGGUACAGGAGCCGGUGAAGGUGUGCGGUCCAAACGCCCGGUACAGCCCCUGCACGCCCUGCUGCCAGCCGACGUGUGACAACGACUGUAGCAAGAUCUUCUGCAUCGCAGCCUGCACAGGCCCACCGACUUGUGUCUGCAACGAGGGCUACGUACUGCACAAGGGCCGCUGCAUACUGCCGUCCGAGUGUCCCGGCAAGUGCCCACCAGCUACGGAAGCACCACCACCACGUCCGUGCCACUAUCCCGAGAGUGUUCCGCGAAAGUGUCACCCACCGACGACGGCAGCUCCUCCCUGUCAGGUGCACCAUUACACCGAGAGUCCUCGCAAGUGUCCCGCGAGUACUCCAGCUCCGUCCUACGGCUCCGUCUAUUACCCACAUAGGACGUGCCCGCCGGCCUGUCCGCCCGGCGCCAGUUUGCGUCCCUUUAAACCGUGCUGCGUGGACACGUGCACAACCGACUGUCGUGUGGUGCGGUGUGCGGAAAGUUAUACCGGACCUCCGACCUGUGUGUGUGAUUACGGGCUGGUGAUGCACAAAAACCGGUGUAUUCCACGGGAACACUGUCCAAGCACGAGCGAGCCGACCUAUGGCGGCGGUGGUGGUAGCUACGCCAAUGCUUACCCAUUUUUGAUGGAUUGAUGAAGACUUUAUUUAUAAUAAAUUAUUAUUCUUUUUGGAGAAAAAUGUAGAAAGUAACAAAUUGUUGGUGUGCCUUAUUUGGUAAAUAUAUUGCUUGCAGAGAGAGAUGGUCUUUUAUUUUGCUGAGCUAUAACGCAAUAGUGAGGUUAUAACGCAAUAGUGAUGAUAAUAAACGCUCUGCUUGAGUUAUUUCAGCUUGAAUAUGUUGAAGUUGCAAGUUAACUCACUAUCUAAGAGUUGUGAAAAAGUACUGCGAGUGAGUUGCUAGUCGUCGAUGAGUUCACUCAUCAAGAUAGCACGCAUCAAAGAAUUAUUUAACUUGAUUUGAAGAUUUGAUUCGUUGUUGGGAGAGUUGCUAGUCAACGUAAAGAGUUAAAUCAUUCAAGGAGAUCUACCUCGCUUAUACCGUGUAUGUAUAUAACUGUGAGAGAGUUGAUUUAUGGUUUGAUGAGUCAACUCGCAUAAAUUCUCAAAUAAGCGAUUUAGCUCA
Anopheles merus is the source of this 8195-nucleotide messenger RNA. RefSeq names its product zonadhesin-like. The transcript is spliced from 2 exons. The record is from RefSeq and is a predicted model, not a curated record. Lineage: Eukaryota; Metazoa; Arthropoda; Insecta; Diptera; Culicidae. The coding region runs from base 6311 to 7705 and encodes 464 amino acids.